Messenger RNA from Syngnathoides biaculeatus (alligator pipefish), 1305 nucleotides. RefSeq names its product homeobox B1b (gene hoxb1b). The transcript has 2 exons. Gene Ontology annotation, biological process: regulation of transcription by RNA polymerase II. Gene Ontology annotation, cellular component: nucleus. Gene Ontology annotation, molecular function: RNA polymerase II cis-regulatory region sequence-specific DNA binding; DNA-binding transcription factor activity, RNA polymerase II-specific. The record is from RefSeq and is a predicted model, not a curated record. The coding region runs from base 217 to 1074 and encodes 285 amino acids. NCBI's taxonomy places the organism in Eukaryota, Metazoa, Chordata, Actinopteri, Syngnathiformes, Syngnathidae.
UGGAUUGGCGAGUUUGAUUGAAGCGUUUGUCAUGCAAAAUGCUCGCCGCGUGAUGGACGAGCGCGUCGGAUGCGACGGAGGAGCCCAAGCCGGCCUUCGCCAUUGGCCGGCCGCGGGUCACGUGGCGUGUCAGCAAGGCGAUAUGAGGGGUGGAGGGCACUUUUCACAGCUUUGACAUACUACCUCCGGGGUGAAGGCGAUUAAUGACUCGACGCGAUGAACUCCUACCUCGACUACCCGAUCUGCAACCGCGGGCCGAACCUUUUCAAGGCCGGAUACCACAACCUCAACCACGGAUACGUGACGCCCAAUGCGUGCGCCGCAGGGGAUAGCUACGGCCAGGAGGGCCGCCUGGUCGCGCCGCACCAGAACCACCAGGACCUUCCCUUGCACCAUCACCACCACCACCACCACCACCACCACCAGACGCACGUCAAUCUGGACCUGCAGUACGCACCACCGGGAAACUCGGUGUACGGCCCCCACGUGGACUACGAACAUCACCAGUACGGCCUGUCCUCGGAGCAGGACCGGGGCUACAUGCACGCGCACUUCACGCCUCUCGGAACCAACAUGCCGCCUUUCACCGGGGACGGCUGCAGCGACCCCGCCGGCGCACACUACUCGCAUUACGGUGGCGCGGAGCAACCGGAGUGUCCCGCAGAAACUUUUUACGCGACCCAGAACAAGGACGUGGACCCCGCGGAGGAACCUUCCAAAACCUUCGACUGGAUGAAAGUGAAGCGGAAUCCACCCAAAACAGCGGUCCUGUCCGAGUUCGGCGUUCCCGGCCAGCACAACGUGAUCCGCACCAACUUCAGCACCAAGCAGCUGACCGAACUGGAGAAGGAGUUCCACUUCAACAAGUAUCUGACGCGGGCUCGCAGGGUGGAGGUGGCCGCCAGCCUGGAGCUCAACGAGACCCAGGUGAAGAUCUGGUUCCAGAACCGCCGCAUGAAGCAGAAGAAGCGCGAAAAGCUGGGCUGCCGAGGGCCGGCGGAGAAGGUCUCUGGGCCUAACCCGCCCCCCGCCGGGCCCCCACAAGGCCGGGGAAACGCAGAACCCAACUCUUGAACUCAAAUUAUGAGCGGAGGAGGCAACAUUCCAAAAAUAGUGAGGAAAAUUUUUUUUUACAAAUGCACGGGAACUUGUGGAAUUUCAGGGUAUACAAAAAACUACUAAAUGUGCUUUUACAUUUUUUUUUACUGCUUUUAUUAAGAUGUAUUAUGUUUGUGUCCAAGCACUGAGCCGUUCAGUUUCACUGUUUGCACUAUUUAUUUGACAGGGUAUUUUACAACAAUCGUC